Messenger RNA from Cydia amplana, 1486 nucleotides. Its product is annotated as NAD kinase-like. NCBI's taxonomy places the organism in Eukaryota, Metazoa, Arthropoda, Insecta, Lepidoptera, Tortricidae. The record is from RefSeq and is a predicted model, not a curated record. Gene Ontology annotation, biological process: NAD+ metabolic process; NADP+ biosynthetic process. Bases 153 to 1433 code for a protein of 426 amino acids. The transcript has 10 exons. Gene Ontology annotation, molecular function: NAD+ kinase activity.
GUUACCCGACCCGCGCCGCGACCCCACGCAUUGUCAUACAAAACACGCGCGCGUGCGCCGGCGCCGGUAUCAACCGAGCUACGAUCGAAAAGAAAAUCGAGAAAAUAUCGAUCGACUGAAAUGUGUUGUGAUCUGUGAAGUGAUUUGACAAAAUGAUGAACGAACAGGACCUGAUGGUGGCGCGCGCGCUGGUGUCAGUGUCGCGUGACAAUUCGCCAGGCGGCUCUCCGACGCCCCUUCGGAAAACUCCGCUCACAAACAUCGCUGACAGGCUGAAAACAUUCAGGAGGACAAGGUCUCUGAAUGCGCCGUCUCCCAUCCACCAGUUCGGACCAUGCGGCAGAAUAAUGAAGAACUCGGCCAUGGUUAUGCAAAUCCAAGACCCGGCGUCGCAGCGGCUGACGUGGUACAAACAGCCGCUGACGGUGCUGGUCAUCAAGAAGGUGCACGAUGCUACCAUCCUCACGCCGUUCGUACAGCUCGUUCAUUGGCUCGUUCAUGACAAAAGCAUGGUGGUGUACGUAGAAGCAGCCGUUCUGGACGACGUGCUGCUGGCAGAAUACGGAGACUUCACAUCGGUGCGGGAAAAGCUGAUGACGUUCAGAGCGGGGCAAGAUGAUCUCACGGAUAAGAUUGACUUCAUCAUCUGUUUGGGGGGCGAUGGGACCCUGUUACAUGCCAGUUCGCUGUUCCAGCAAUCGGUGCCGCCCGUGAUGGCGUUCCACUUGGGCUCACUCGGUUUCCUUACGCCCUUCGAGUUCAACAACUUCCAGGAGCAAGUCAUGAAUGUUUUAGAAGGUCACGCGGCGUUAACGCUCCGAUCGCGCCUACAAUGCGUGGUGCUCCGCGCGAGCAAGAAGGACGAGGAGGGGCGCAAGUGCAUCCUGGUGCUGAACGAGGUGGUGGUGGACCGCGGCCCGUCGCCCUACCUCUCCAACAUCGACCUGUUCCUCGACAACAAGCACAUCACCUCCGUGCAGGGCGACGGUUUAAUAGUAUCAACACCGACGGGCAGCACAGCGUACGCGGUGGCGGCCGGCGCUAGCAUGAUCCACCCGUCCGUGCCCGCCAUUAUGGUGACGCCCAUAUGUCCGCACUCGCUCUCUUUCCGGCCCAUAGUCGUACCCGCGGGGGUCGAGCUCAAGAUCGCGCUAUCGCCCGACGCGCGCAACGCGAUGUGGGUGUCGUUCGACGGGCGCAACCGACAAGCGUUGCAGCACGGCGAUAGCCUCUACGUAACCACCUCCGUGUACCCGGUGCCCUCCAUAUGCGCGCAAGACCAGAUAUCUGACUGGUUCGACUCACUCGCCGAGUGCCUGCACUGGAAUGUUCGCAAGAAACAGAAGCAGAUGGACGAACUUAGCGACAUGACUUACUCCUCCAGUGAUAACCUUGAGGAGUUGGAGAAUAGCGAGAGGCCAGCGGACACGUGACCUUAUAGUAUUACGGUGGAAUGCGAGUUGGCUUAGCACAUUCCUUAAAGCCU